Symbiodinium natans is the source of this 339-nucleotide messenger RNA. NCBI's taxonomy places the organism in Eukaryota, Dinophyceae, Suessiales, Symbiodiniaceae. The record is from the annotation of a GenBank genome assembly.
AUGGAGGAAGCAGGAGGACUACUCCGUGUGGAAAACCCCGUCACACUCGCAUCACGAAAGCUUCCUGAAACCCGGAGACGGUGUCAGGAUGAGUGUCAGCCGGAGCCAUCCAGAACUGAACGGCGCCUUGCACUUAGAGCGAUGCAAUGUCAGAGGUCCUCGUGCUUCAAGGAAAUCUCCUCAAAGAAAGCAACUUUGGCUUGUUGGUGUCCUCUGUUUCACUCCGUCCUUGGUGUCGCAGCACUCCGCGACGCCUUGAGACCGAAAGCGUGUCAUAUUCCAUCACAUCCCCGGUGUGCAUCAGUGUGCCAAGGCCAGCGGAACCGUCCUUUGCGUUGA